Molecule: messenger RNA, 1911 nt
Organism: Dalotia coriaria
Lineage: Eukaryota; Metazoa; Arthropoda; Insecta; Coleoptera; Staphylinidae
Gene: MICU1
Product: Mitochondrial calcium uptake 1
Exons: 8
Coding region: 139-1629 (496 amino acids)
Biological process (GO): mitochondrial calcium ion homeostasis; calcium import into the mitochondrion
Cellular component (GO): uniplex complex
Molecular function (GO): calcium ion binding
Source: RefSeq, a predicted model, not a curated record
UCGUUAAAUUACAUCUGCAAAGGCGAGGUGCAGUGCCUGUAUCGCAUUACCUUGACAUGGUUAUUGUGGUUAUUGAUAAAUAAUAUAACACUUUUCAUUAAAGAACAGUGCAUCCAAAGAAUAAAAACACCGGUAGUGAUGUAUUCGAAGCUCUGCAGCGUCUUGGCCUAUACGGCAAGGGCGAAUCUCAUCAGACAGAAUGCAAUCAGACCUGCUUUACUCUCAGUUGCACAAAAGCAAAUAAAUAAUGAUCACCAGCAGAGAAGAGAGUACAAGAACUUUGGGCACAGAAUAAAGCCCAUGCCAGGUAUAACCAAGGCCUGGAUAACAUUCUUGUUGGCGUGCCUUACUUUACCACUCAUAAAUUAUAGAUGGUUUAAAGCGAAGCUAUUUCCUGCUGUGAAAGCACAUUCAGAGCCCAAACACAAUGAAAUUAAAUCAUCAGAUGCUGAAACUGAAGAUGAAGAAAGCGACAGUGACGAUGAGGAAGAGAGCGACAAACCAGCAAAGAAGAAGAAGGAAAAGAUUGGUUUCCGCGAGAGAAAGAUUAUUGAAUAUGAAAAUAGAUUGCGGUCUUACUCGGCCCCCGACAAAAUAUUCCGAUAUUUUGCGACAAUUAAAGUUGUCACCCCGAGCGGUGUCGAGACUUACAUGACGCCCGAUGAUUUUUUGCGAGCUAUUACUCCAGGGAUGCGGCAACCCGAGGGUUUAGGAUUGGACCAGUUCAAGCGUUACGACCCAAAAACUCUGCAGGAUCGUUUGGAUUUAACUCUGGAUAAAGAUAGUAUUUUCUACAAACUUGGCAGUUCUGGAUUGAUCACUUUUUCUGAUUAUAUCUUUUUGUUAACUGUUCUUUCGACUUCUAGGAGACACUUCGAGAUUGCUUUCAGCAUGUUUGAUUUAAAUGGUGACGGGGAUGUCGACUGUGAGGAGUUUGAGAAAGUUGCCACGUUGAUCCGACAACAAACGAGCAUUGGUUCACGUCAUCGUGAUCACUCCAAUACUGGCAAUACCUUCAAAGGUGUCAAUUCUGCGCUGACGACUUACUUUUUUGGUCCAAAGUUGAAGGAGAAACUGACAAUCGAAAAGUUCCUUGAUUUUCAGGAGCAGUUGCAGAAGGAAAUCUUGAGUUUAGAGUUUCAUCGCAAAAAUCCUGAUGAGAAUGGCAAUAUUAGUGAGGCAGAUUUUACUGAGUUGUUGCUAGCUUACGGUGGGUACCCACAGAAGAAGAAAGUCAAGAUGCUAAAGCGUGUUAAAAAGAUGUUCAAAGAAACUGGCACUGGAAUAUCCCGCACUGACUAUCUGAACUUCUUCCAUUUUUUGAACAACAUCAACGAUGUAGACACGGCAUUAACCUUCUACCAUAUUGCUGGUGCAUCGAUUGAUCAAGCAACAUUGAAACAUGUUGCUAAAACUGUGGCGCAUGUUGAUUUGAGCGAUCACGUUGUAAAUGUUGUUUUUACAAUUUUUGAUGAAAAUCUGGAUGGUCAAUUGAGUAACAGAGAAUUUAUUGCCGUGAUGAAAAACAGAUUAAUGCGUGGCCUAGAGAAACCUAAAGAUACAGGCUUUGUCAAGUUUAUGAUGUCUGCUGUUAAAUGCGCCAAAGAAACAAAACUCGGACCGUUAUAAACUUAGUUUAAAAGUUCUUAAACGCCUUCCAAAGAAUACUUUUAAAUUUAAGCGAGCGUAAAUAAUUCAAUCAUAUAUGAUUAACUACUAGAAGGUUCCUUGGAUUGUUACUAUUAUUUAUAUUGUUCUAUUGCUACUUAAAGUUUUAUUGCCCAGUGAACAAAAUAUUUCUAGUCCUACCAGUUUAUACAGUUAUUCUAUGAUGUUGAACUAUAUAAUCCUGAAAACUUGACUUAUUGUAACAUGAUAGACUUGUGAGUAAAAUAAUAUGUUCUUUGUGGA